This is a messenger RNA of Rubroshorea leprosula, 860 nucleotides long. Lineage: Eukaryota; Viridiplantae; Streptophyta; Magnoliopsida; Malvales; Dipterocarpaceae. The record is from the annotation of a GenBank genome assembly.
ACUUGGCUAGCAAUGUCAGUAGUCCAUCUUCCUCCUCUCGCUUCAGCGCUUCAUCAUCUCAUCAAGAACAGGUAACCCUUUUCCCAUGUAGAAUCAUGAGAAUUGCUUUGUCUCUCCCCCGAAGAUUACUUGAAUAAAGGGGCUUUUUAUUUGUGUUGGUCACUUCUAUGAAUUGAAUUGUUUAAUUCUCCGCAUUAUAAAGUGCUGGGUGAGAAAAGAUGGCAUCUACGUUACCAAGCUACCUUGAUCAAUUGGCUGAUCUACAUUACCAAGCUUCAUUAACAGUCUCUUUUCAAAUUCCAUGCUUUAAUUUGAUUGGUCUGGCUUUGUUUUUGUGGAAUUCCAAAGACAACCAUGUUGAAAUUAAUCAUCAGGAUGGUGGUCCUGUCAUGAUUUUGUUUGGAUUUAGUGCUCUAUGUAGACUAAUUGAUCACCAAGAAAGCUGUGCCUUUUUUCAUAGAACAGAUGUGGGAGGAUGCACAUGUACUGCUUGUGUGACAUUCAACAAUGCUUACGCUCUCAAAACUGCUAUGUUGCUCAGUAUAGCUCAGGGAGCCACCAUAGUUGAUCAUAAUGGAUCUGUUGAGGAAUCUUCUUAAUCUUCUAGUCCACGCCCACCUGAUAUUAUGUGCAGCUGUUGUUUUGCUCAUUUUGUCCUGUUUUGACAUCCCAGGGAGCUAACAUAGUUGAUCAAUAUGUAUGCAUAUAAUGCUGCAUCCUUGGGAUGGUCCUUCAUAGAUGAUUCAAGAGGAUACUAGCACAACAGUAUGCCUUUAUUUACUCUAGUGGGAGAGCAAGUUCGUUGUUCUUUUGUUACCCAAACUCCAUUAUAUACAAUUAUCUUCGAUUACUAAUUGUUG